AUGUCUGGAAAUUGGGACGAUUCAGAGGAAGAUGUUGUGUCAACACCUAUUGCUGUUCCAGGAAAGUGGGAUGAUGAAGAUGUCGAGGACAAUGUUAAAGAUUCUUGGGAUGCUUCUGAUGACGAAAAAGAAACUCUUGCAAAGACUGUUGCUGCUACUGUCAAACCCACCACAGUUGCUCCAGUUAAAGUAAAUAAAAAAAAAGCCUUGGCCCAAAAGAUUGCUGAGCGAAAGGAAGAAGAGAGGCGUAAAACCCAGGAGUCGAGUAAUCCAACCAAUGAUGUUGUUUCUGCAGAAUCCGAUCAGCAGCGUAAAGAGUUACUGGCUCGCUCAGUGAGAGAAUCCGAUUUGGAAAAUGCAAGGGCUUUACUUGGAGAUCUUGCACUGACAGGCGGACUUUCUACUACUGAAGGUGCGAUUGAAUCAUUUCAUCCCGAGUCCCGUGGCGAGUUUGACGAUUUUGUCAAAGUGAUUAUGAAAAAGUUUUCCACACUCGAGGAUCAAGUCCAGUACACAUACUUUGUCGAGUCUUUGAUUCGAGAAUUGGUUAUACCAAUUAAUGUAGAAGAUACACGACGCAUCUCAUCAUCCCUAACAGCCAUGAUCAAUGAAAAGCAACGCGUUCUUAAAGAGUCACAGAACAAGGGUAAAAAGAAGGCUGCAAAACAGGUUCUCAAGACUGCACCAGCAGGAAGAGGUGACACGACCAACUAUGAUGAUGUGUAUGACGAUUUUGAUGAUUUUAUGUAGUAAAUGAAGCAAGACUGAGAACUGAGCAUUCACUAA
Batrachochytrium dendrobatidis JAM81 is the source of this 786-nucleotide messenger RNA. RefSeq lists its product as uncharacterized. Lineage: Eukaryota; Fungi; Chytridiomycota; Chytridiomycetes; Rhizophydiales. The record is from RefSeq and is a predicted model, not a curated record. Gene Ontology annotation, molecular function: translation initiation factor activity. Gene Ontology annotation, cellular component: eukaryotic translation initiation factor 3 complex; cytoplasm. The coding region runs from base 1 to 750 and encodes 249 amino acids. The transcript is spliced from 7 exons.